CUAGCUCGGGCGUGAGGGUUAGUGGGACGUAAGAGAUAAAGAGAGGGAGAGAUAAUCGUUGUUGUGUAGAUGAUUUGAUAGUUUAAACGAAUGAAUGGAGUAUUGAUGUGUAUAUGUACACACACACACACACGCAUAUAUAAGUAUCUGUCAGUUCGAAGUGUGUAUGUUUAUAUCCAUAUCUAUCUCUCUAUCUAUAUCAGUUUGUUGGAAGAAGCUUGCUUCGUUAGCGGAUUUCUAAUAAUCGGUAGGCUUCAGUGAAAACUCACAUCUGUUGGAGUAACUCAUAAACAGCACUUUCCCUGUGAACUUCUUGCUAUCAGCUGUACCCGUUAAAGGUACAACUGGAGUUUUAAGCCCCACCACAAUACAAUGCAACCCGCCUUAGACUUUUAUUUGUGAAGUUACACACGGAGAAUACUCGCCAAUUGUUACUUAUUUCUGAAGAGGGACGAGGGAGAAAUUCCGAGUUUACAUUAUCUUGUACAGAAAAAAAGUCGGAUUAAGUUAAUUGCAUCUAUACUGUUAUAUAUUUAUAUAUUCUAUACAUUUCUAAACAAUAAUAUACAUAUUCACUCAUGUACACUUGUAUAUAGAAUUAUAUAAGCAAUGUAGCCAAUGUGUAUAAGCGGAGAGAAAAUAAUUUUUGGCUUUCUGUCAGUGUAUAUAUACACACUUAUUAAUAAAUACAUCAGUUUAAAAAUAACUAAUCUUGCACACCGAGGCUUAAUUAGUUGGAAAAUAACUUAUUAAAACGUGGUUUGUAAGCCACUAUUAAUCACAGAGAACACGCACACUACACACACAAUACACACACAUACACACACAAUACACACACACAUACACACACACACACACACAGAUAAUUGAAGUUACAUAGAAAAAUAAAGAUAAGCCUAUUUAUUACACGUAACUUAACUUUAAAACAUCAAAAAAUUUACAAAAACUAAUUAACACACACAAUAUUUAUAUAUUUUGGAAGCAAAUAUUUGUCCUAAUUACGCUCAUUACCCAGUGUUUGUUAUUCUUAAUUAUCGGCCGAAAUUUAACUACUUCUUUGCACAAGUCUGUGUUGGGUGAAAAUGAUGUUUACCAGAAUUCAGUGCCUUGGAGGCUUUAGGAUCCAAAUGUUUCUACAAACCCUGGCUUUACUAUGUCUAUUCACCACUCUUACCUCUGUGAUGUCUGUAACAUCCAUUAAUGAACCUUCUUACUACACAUUAAGAGAAAACUGCAGACCUCAUGGUAUCCACAUAGCCUUUGGUAACACAACACAGGACAUAGUAAUAAUGUGGUCAUCAGUGGCCAACUGUUCGAGCUCUGUGAAAUACGGUGACACCAUACAGAACAAGAAGUACAAAGCAGAACCAACCACAGUGUUCUUUAAUCUUACCAACUCACUGGCAAGACAUUACUACUACCAUGCUGUACUAAAAGACCUCAAACCAAAUACAACAUAUUAUUACAGUAUAGUCAACAGUAAAAUGGUGACUCCUGCCUACUUUAAGACACCACCAAAGGGCAAUGAAUGGUCCCCUUCGUUUGUCCUCUUUGGUGAUCUUGGAGUGGAAUCCCGCAUUCAUCCAACUCUAACCAAUGAAGCAUUGUCUGGCAAAUAUUCUGCCUUCUUCCAUAUUGGAGAUUUUGCUUACAACUUCGAAGACGAUGGUGGACAGAAUGGCGAUGAGUUUAUGGAUAUCAUACAAGACUAUGCAAAAUAUGUGCCUUACAUGACAGCUCCAGGAAACCAUGAGAUUGACAAUGAAACAUUCGCUCAAUAUCGGUACCGUUUUUCCAUGCCUGGAACCAGUUGGCCAAUGAAGAUGAAUAAAUUGUGGUACAGUUUUGAUAUUGGACCAGUACAUUUCAUCAGUUAUUCCACAGAAGUAUUCUUCAUAAAAGACACCAGAUAUAUUGCAGCUCAGUCUGCUUGGCUAAUAGAAGACUUAGACAAAGCAAAUAAACAGAGAAAAGACCAUCCUUGGAUUAUAGCUGUUGGUCAUCGACCAAUGUAUUGUUCCAACAGCAAUGAUGAUGAUUGUACUUUGGAAAACUCCGAAGUUAAAGUGCACUUGGAGAACAUAUUCUACAUUGCUGGUGUUGAUGUGAUUUUUGAAGCUCACGAACAUUCUUAUGAACGUCUGUAUCCUGUUUACGAUGGUAAAGUGGUCAGUGAGAACUACACAGAUGCUGCUGCACCAAUCCAUAUUAUAACAGGGGCUGCUGGCAAUAAAUGGGGCUCAGAUCCCAUGGAUAGGGAUGCAGUUAAUGCCACACAUGAAGAAUUUCACCAGAACAAUACUGUUAAUGUAACUAACCAAGAAUUACUCUACAACCAUACUGUUGAUAAUAAUUCCACAUUUGAUGAAAAUGUCAAUAGCACGGGUAAUUGGACAGCAUUCCGCCAAAGUGGAUUCUCGUUGGACAGCUAUGGAAGGUUUACGGUGUACAACUGUACUCACUUGUUCUGGGAACAAGUACAAGAUGGUAAAGAUUUGGACAGCAUUUGGAUUGUGAAAGGGGAACAUACGAAAAACAAUGUCAGUAAAGAACUCCAGAAGAAAAUCAUAAAAAAUGUGAUGGAUCAACUUGCAACAACCACGCCAAAAGCAACAACACCACCAAUAGCAGUAGGAACACACGUAAAAGCUAACGGAUCUCAGCAUUCGGUUCUAUCCUCACCGUUCUUGAAAGGCAAAAGCAGUCAGACAUUGAUCAUCAGUCUGUCUGCUGUUGGAGGAUGUAUUUUAAUCCUCAUAACGGUCUGUAUGGUUAUCAGGAGCAACAGGAAUAAAUCAUCGCCGGUUAGUUCUUGGAAUGAUGGGGGUUUUGUGAAAAGGAGUUUUUAUCGUAACAUAAAGAAUUUGGAGAAUGACAUUAUGUCAGAAGAACUGGACAUGCAUGAUGGCUCGUUACCAACUUCGAAAUUGCUAUCUGAAAAUAUGGACAUCUAAUUGAUAUAUAUAUAUUCAUACACAGACACACACAUGCAUUCAUAAAUACACACAUAUUAUAUAUGUAUAUACAUAAUAUUUAUAUAUAUGUUGUAUAACAUAUAUCAACAUUAUA
Messenger RNA from Octopus sinensis (East Asian common octopus), 3069 nucleotides. RefSeq names its product acid phosphatase type 7. Gene Ontology annotation, molecular function: metal ion binding; acid phosphatase activity. Bases 1083 to 2954 code for a protein of 623 amino acids. Lineage: Eukaryota; Metazoa; Mollusca; Cephalopoda; Octopoda; Octopodidae. The transcript has 12 exons. The record is from RefSeq and is a predicted model, not a curated record.